AUGCCGAGCGGUGUUAGUAGUACCACGAUUUCCGCUCGAUCGAGAUCGAGGAUUCUACCAACGACUUCAGAUCGCUCGUCAUGUGGCGGUGCAGGGGUGAAGACAUCAUCCAUCGUUCCUCUAUCUCGAAAGAGGACUUACUUACGCCCAAAAAGCAAGCAGAGAAAAAGAAAAAGCAGGAAACGUCCCAAUACGGGAAAGGGAGAGAUGAUUGUCUGGAUUUUGGAGGAGAGAAAAAGCAAAGACGAAGCACGAGAAGGGGAAGGGUUAAGCGCCAAUGUACGAAUAGCAUGCAAGACGUUAUAUUCACGAACUGGGAGCAGCAGAGACGGCGUCGGUCGAUCUACGGGGCCGAGUUCCGGUUACUACGAUGCCUACGACGACUGCUACGACGACGACGACGAGCUAUCGGUGGUGCCGACGGAGCAACUAGUUGUCCUAUCUACGUGCUGUUGGCGGAGACGGACAAAACUCGUGGCAGCUGUUGGGUGUCCAGAGAAGCAAGUACAAGCUACUUAUGCGCGAAUGCGGGUACCUACAGCCCUACGAACAACCAAGUCAGAGACGACGACCAUCUUCCCCUUUUUCCCAAUGUAG
Molecule: messenger RNA, 597 nt
Organism: Nannizzia gypsea CBS 118893
Lineage: Eukaryota; Fungi; Ascomycota; Eurotiomycetes; Onygenales; Arthrodermataceae
Exons: 3
Coding region: 1-597 (198 amino acids)
Source: RefSeq, a predicted model, not a curated record